Messenger RNA from Dipodomys ordii (Ord's kangaroo rat), 927 nucleotides. Its product is annotated as olfactory receptor 4D2-like. Gene Ontology annotation, biological process: G protein-coupled receptor signaling pathway. The transcript has a single exon. The record is from RefSeq and is a predicted model, not a curated record. Lineage: Eukaryota; Metazoa; Chordata; Mammalia; Rodentia; Heteromyidae. Bases 1 to 927 code for a protein of 308 amino acids. Gene Ontology annotation, cellular component: membrane. Gene Ontology annotation, molecular function: G protein-coupled receptor activity; olfactory receptor activity.
AUGGAACCAGAGAACUUCACAUGGGUGUCAGAAUUUGUCUUGCUGGGACUGUCACAGACUUGGGAGCUCCAGCUUUUCCUGUUUCUGGUCUUCCUGUUUGUCUAUACCACCACUGUUGUGGGAAACCUCCUCAUCAUUGUCACAGCCACUGCAGAUGCUCGGCUCCACACCCCCAUGUACUUUCUGCUUCGCAAUCUGGCUGUGUUAGACCUCUGUUUCUCCUCAGUCACAGCUCCCAAGAUGCUGGUGGACUUCCUGUCUGAGAAGAAAACCAUCUCCUACCAGGGCUGCAUGGCCCAGCUCUUCUUCUUCCACUUCCUGGGAGGUGCCAUGGUCUUCUUCCUCUCUGUGAUGGCCUAUGAUCGCCUCAUUGCCAUCUCCAGGCCACUCCACUAUGUCACCAUCAUGAACACUCAGCUCUGUGUGGGACUGGUGGUGACAGCAUGGGUAGGAGGCUUUGUUCAUUCCAUUGUGCAACUCUCGCUGAUGCUCCCCUUGCCAUUCUGUGGCCCCAAUGUCCUAGAUAACUUCUACUGUGAUGUUCCUCAAGUACUGAGGCUCGCCUGCAUGGACACCUCCCUCUUAGAGUUGCUCAUGAUCUCCAACAGUGGCAUGCUAGAUGUCAUCUGGUUCCUCCUCCUCCUCAUCUCCUACUUGAUCAUCCUAGUGAUGCUCAGGUCCCACCCAGGGGAGGCGAGGAGGAAGGCAGCUUCCACCUGUACCACACACAUCAUCGUGGUGUCUAUGAUCUUCAUUCCAAGCAUUUACCUUUAUGCCCAUCCCUUCACUGCCUUCCCCAUGGACAAGGCUGUGUCCAUCAGCCACACGGUCAUGACCCCCAUGCUCAACCCCAUGAUCUACACCCUGAGGAACCAGGAGAUGAAGGCAGCCAUGAAUCGAUUAGCCGGGCGCCUAUUCAGUUGGUAA